UUUGGCUGAAAAGGAGUCAGCUACCUUGAUUUAGCCAGGUAGCCCAUGCCCCCGGCUCAGCCAUAGCCAUAGUUGCCAACAAAUCAUGCCGGGAAUGCUUUUUACUCCUCUUUUGUCCAGGUUUGUUUGUAUGUGCGCUGGAUAUGGGGCACCAGCUGAAACUCCGGCUGACAAGCAAGGGUCAGCAAAGAGUGUCUCCGAUUCGAAGGCACCGACUUUGCUUCAAAAGCAAAACCGCCGAGAGGUCCAUAUCGACAAGACUACGACAGUUCCACUCGAGUUGUACUGGGAGCUGAUCCGAGCUGGAGAACGAGCCAAGGAAAGAGGGCAACACCGGCUGACCAAGGGCAGCCGGCACGUUGGUAUGCACCUCAUAAUGAGCAACUGAGGGGUGUUUGGGCCUUCGGGAGCUUUGGCAAUCCACAGAUGGGCUAUAUAAGGGCCAGGGCAUGGAUCCUCACGCUGCAAUAACUUGGUCCGACCCUGCCAAGCAACGCAGCUGGGUACCUGUCAGCCGAGAUGGCGCUA
Molecule: messenger RNA, 528 nt
Organism: Durusdinium trenchii
Lineage: Eukaryota; Dinophyceae; Suessiales; Symbiodiniaceae
Source: the annotation of a GenBank genome assembly